This is a messenger RNA of Colletotrichum fioriniae, 399 nucleotides long. RefSeq lists its product as uncharacterized. The record is from RefSeq and is a predicted model, not a curated record. Lineage: Eukaryota; Fungi; Ascomycota; Sordariomycetes; Glomerellales; Glomerellaceae.
AUGGCCUGUAACAAGAUGCUGCGGCACCACAGGGACAAUAUCAAGCGUCACCAGAAGAGAUGCCGCAUCUGCUCCAACAAAUACAACACACCUCGAAACGGCGCUGACAGUGCGAAUUCACCGUACUUGGCGCCGUUCAAUCAGGUAGUCGCGCAACUUCAAGCGAACCCAAAGUACCAGGCUAAGGAGAACCUGGGGUAUCUUCCCCCUAACAGUGGCUUUCCCCAGGCUGCCGGAAACGUCGUCCUCGAUGUUCACUCCAACAACGAAUUGGAUAUGCUGCCGGCGUACCCAAUGGAACUCGAAUCCUGUGCUGGCUCGGGUCAAUUCUGGGACGUCAGCGACAUGUCGCCCCAGUAUUCCCGAAUCGGUCCCACCACCUUCUUCUUCCAGGAUUGA